GAAAAAUUGCGAUCCGGAUAGUUGCUAAGUCAGCAGAAAGACAGAGGGUACGUGGAGGCAACAGCGUGAAUGGAGAAAAAAAACAUGGCAAACAAAUAUUUCUUCUUGCUCGAAUCGUAGAUGAUCCGUGAUUUAAAACCACUGGAUGGAUUGCUUCAACGAAUGACGAUUUUUCUCCUAAAGCCAACGUUUAUGGCAUUGAAGAAUGAACUUCCUUUGAAACAUCUUAUGAAGAAGACACAAUUAAAUAACGCUGUUGCUUCUUCCACAUCAACGUCCUUACUCCAGAUCUUUUCUAUGUCGAGUAUCUCGAAACCAUCGAAUCUAGCACCAUCACCUCAAUGCCAACAAGAGAACUCUUUACAAUGUUUAAACAGUGCUCCGUGUAAACAAUCGUAUCAACGAACAGAGCCAUGUCCGCAAGUUGAAAAAUGUGUUUCAUCGAUACCAUCUUGCUAUGGUCAAGUGAAUACAGAUUGUCUUAAUUUACCACAGACUCUUUGUCCAUCAUCGUGCCCUUGUUGUUAUUCGGAAUCCCCGAAACAAUCACCACCGAAGAUUUGUUACAGGAAAUGUCUUCCUCUACUUAAAUUGCUGAGACUACCCGAGUAUCAUAAAAUUCCUGCACGACCUCCACCACCACUUCCUAAGCAUCCCAAAAGAUUAAAAUGCCCGAUUCAAUGCGUACCAUUUUCUUCGCCAUCAAUGCCAAAGUGUCCAGAAUUUUUUAAAUGUUCACUCAUGCCAAAGGAACAUCCUUCAGCUCCACCUUGCGAGCCUUGUCCUCGCUCACUAUCUUGCAGCUGUUUUCCAUCACUUUGUCCACUCAGUCGACCAAGUACAUCUUUAAAACCGCUAACUUACACUCCACCGCCUCCUUUACGAUCUUGUUUACCUUGCCCAGAGUGUUCGCCACCUCCUCCUUGUCCAUCACCACUACCAUGUACAGCCUAUCUUUAUUCAGAAUUAUCUCCACCAUGCUCCUGUUCCAAAACUUGUCCACGAUCUCGGAAUAUCAAAGCUAAAUAUUCCAAGGACGUUUCUUCUUAUCACAAAUUUUUGUCCGACACGGGAAGAAGCCAAGUUCAACGUAUGUCCACCUAUCGUAUAAGACUUCGUCCUACUCAAGCACAGAUGCUUCGAUCCAGAGGUCUACAUAGUUCGUGCAUACUACUUAAAUCCAAUUCUGAGAAAGAUUGCAAGUCGGUGAGCGAAAUAUGCAAAAUGAACGAAAGCUGUAGUAAACCUUGUAAGGAUAGAGAAGCCGAAUGUUAUCCAGAGAAGGUCAAGUGCGAGCCAUCAAAGCAUAUUAAGAUUGAAGUAAAAGAAGAGAAAAUAGUAUGUCCGAAAAGUUGCGUUCGAGCAGGAAAGUGUAUUAUCGCUCAGAUUAAGAAACCAGAUAAGAUGGUGUACGGGCCAACCGAUUGUCCACCACCGAAACUGAUAACACCACCUGUGUGUCCACCUACGGUCGACUCUGAAAUAGAGGAGCCCAUUUGCAACGAGAAACGUGUCAAGCCAAAAAAAGUGUGUACACCACCACCGUUACCUGGCCCUCCUACCGAACCCAUUUCAUUAUGUCCUUGUCCACCUCCACCAAAAAUACAUCCAGGACCUUGCCCUUGUCCUCCUCCUCAAAAUGAUAUAAGGGUUAAACCUGGUCGACCUUGUCCCGUCAAAGACAAGUAUCCCUGUUGUUUACCAUCUUAUUACUGUCCUAUAAAAUCAGGUAUUUGCGUGAGGAAACCUCCUUGCGACAAGAAGAAAAAUACGAAAUCGUGAGACACUCUGUUGAUUAUGGGAUAUGGAAGGAAACUAAAGGCGAGAAUUGACACAGUUUUUGCGAAAUCUAUUAGAUUAGAACGUUCGGUCUCCUGGAUCGAUAAUUGUCAACCAUUCAUGGUCGAUUUGUUCACCUUCUAUCGAUUCUGUGAUCACUCGAGUGCAUUUUUUUUAUAUAGUAUGAAUAGAUUUUUUCAAGGUCAAGCAUGUUUAAGUCAAUGAUGAGCACUCCACUGGUCAGGUGAAUUCAAUGAAAGGUGAACGGACCGACUGUCGAUGUGUGUCGCUUGUCGUAUGGCUAAUUUAACGCAUUCCUAGUUUUCGAAAGACGUCUAAACCCUGAUUAAUUUUGUUUUUAUCAUUAUGUUUCAAUACGAUUAGUAAGAAUGCGAUUAAUUGGACAUACUACAUACGAUAUACGUCCCAUUAAUGUUUUUAAGAAAUGCUCAAGUCUAAAUUUAAAUAGAUUUCGUUGAGUGUCUAUCAUAACUGAUCUACAAAAACGAACUAUUCUACCUUCGCUCCGUACAUUUUUAUACUACUCUAGAAUCCAUAGAUAUAGAAAUAUAAAAUGCAGACACAUUUGGAUGGGUGAGCGUAAAUGUAAAAUAUGUAUUGUUUAAGUGGUAGAAUACGUAGUGAAAAAGAAUCAAAAAAAAGGACGUAAGGCUCGGGAAAACAUUUAUCUUUCCAGAGUUAAACAUAUAGACAUAUACAAAUCGUUCCUCUUAUCUAAAUUUUUUGUAACGAAUCUGUAUACAUUAAUGAAGAACAUUAAUAAAAGCUUUGUAACACAAUA
Messenger RNA from Vespula vulgaris, 2581 nucleotides. RefSeq names its product keratin-associated protein 16-1-like. Lineage: Eukaryota; Metazoa; Arthropoda; Insecta; Hymenoptera; Vespidae. The record is from RefSeq and is a predicted model, not a curated record. The coding region runs from base 121 to 1782 and encodes 553 amino acids. The transcript has a single exon.